UGGAAGUUGUAGUUUUUAGUUUAGUUCGGGAGACCCAGAUGUGUUUUUUUUCCUUGUAUCUUUUAGCUGAAUUCAUCAGCCAGGCAGGGAUAUUCCAGACUGCAUUAAAGCAAAGAGAAUUCCAGUGAAACCCAUCCAAGGCCAGAAGAUCAGAACAGACGGGCUUCUGAGAUUAAGCCAAGGUGAUAGAGAGCAGACUCUCUCUCUCUCACACACACACACACACACACACACACACACACACACACACACACACACACACACACACACACACACACACACACACACACACACACACACACACAUACAUACACACGCAUACACACAUGCACAAAAUACCAAGCAAGAGCUGUGCUGGAGACUAACUGCUGAGACAACCCUACUCUGCCAACCAUGGCAGUGCCUCCACCCAUGAGUUCUCCAGACCCCACCCCUCCAGGACCCUCCCCCCUCAGCUCUCAAGUGCACGCUGCUGCUGUCAAUGGAGACAAGAGCACCCUACAGAAGCUCAUCACAGCGGAUCCUGCUCUGAGGGACAGUGUGGAUGGCUUUGGCAGGACCCCUCUGAUGUACUGUGUGCUGGCCGAUCGGUUGGACUGUGCUGAGGCUUUACUGAAGGCAGGAGCUGCAGUUAACCAGAGAGACCACAGCCACCGCACCGCACUGCACCUGGCAGCUCAGAAGGGCAACACUCGCUUCAUGAAGCUGCUGCUGUCGCGGCGGGCCGACUGGCUGCUGAAGGACCGUGAGGAGAUCACAGCACUGCACCUGGCCACCCGCCACCCCUCUCUUAAGCCCCUCGCCCUGCUGCUCAGACACAUGGGGCCAGGGGAGGUGGACACCCAGGACAAGAACAAGCAGACAGCUCUGCACUGGAGUGCGUUCUACAACCACGCGGAGCAUGUGAAGCUCCUGAUCAAGCAUGACUCCAACAUCGGCAUCCCUGACAGCGAGGGCAAGAUCCCACUGCACUGGGCCGCUCACAACACUCACCCCAACGCCACACACACCGUCCGCUGCAUCCUGGAGGCUGCUCCCACCGAGUCUCUGCUGAACUGGCAGGACUAUGAGGGCCGCACGCCGCUGCACUUUGCUGUGGCCGUGGGGAACGAGGAGGUGGUGAAGGCGCUCACGUCAUACGAGGGCUGCAGCGUCACCGCCUACGACAACCUGUUCAGAACCCCGCUGCACUGGGCUGCCCUGCUGGGUCAUUCACAGAUUGUCCACCUGCUGUUAGAGAGGAAUAAAUCUGGCAGUAACCCAUCAGACAGCCAGGGCGCCACACCUCUUCACUAUGGAGCUCAGAGUAAUUAUGCGGAUACCGUGGCAGUGUUCGUCCGGCACCCUUCUGUGCGAGAUGAGCCAGACCUGGAGGGGAGAACCGCGUUCAUGUGGGCUGCUGGGAAGGGCAGUGAUGAUGUUAUCAGAACCAUGCUGGACCUGAAAGCUGACCUGGACAUCAAUAUGGCCGACAAAUAUGGAGGAACAGCGCUGCAUGCGGCGUCUCUGUCGGGUCACGUGUCCACUGUGACUCUGCUGCUGGAGCGAGGGGCAGCCGUGGACCCGCUGGACGUCAUGAGACACACGCCGCUGUUCCGCGCCUGUGAGAUGGGCCACCGAGACGUCAUCCUCACACUCAUCAAAGGUGGUGCUCAGGUGGACCUGGUGGAUAUUGACGGGCACUCUGCGCUGCACUGGGCGGCUCUGGGGGGCAACGCGGAGGUGUGCGAGGUGCUGAUGGAGAACGGGCUGGGGCCGGACCUGCAGGACAGCGCGGGCCGGACGCCCCUGCAGUGCGCCGCCUACGCCGGCUACAUCAACUGCAUGGCCCUGCUGCUGCAGCACGACGCCGACGCCAACAUCCAGGACAAAGAGGGUCGAACAGCUCUACACUGGUCGUGUAAUAACGGUUACCUGGAUGCAGUGAAGCUGCUGCUAGGCUGUGGGGCUUUUCCCAACCACAUGGAGAACAAUGAAGAAAGGUACACCCCGCUGGACUACGCGCUGCUGGGCGAGCACCAGGAGCUGACGCAGUACCUGCUGGAGCACGGGGCCAUGUCCAUCGCCGCCAUCCAGGACAUCGCCGCCUGCUCCAUCCAGGCGCUCUUCAAGGGCUACCGCGUGCGCCGCGCCUUCAGGGAGCGCAAGAACCUCCUCAUGAGGCACGAGCAGCUGCGCAAGGACGCCGCCAAAAAAAGGGAAGAGGAGCGCAGACGAGAAGCUGAACAACAGCUCUCAUUGGCUGGAUCGCUGGAUCAGCAGCUUUCAUUGGCUGAUCAGGCCCCUAGUGUGGGCGGGAAGAGAAGGGUGAAAGCUGAAGACACGUCCAAAAGAGGAGCCUCAAGAGCACAACACCGCAAAAGUGAGUCGCCUCAAUCUCAGCAAGGUGGUGUGGAGACCGAAGAGGUGUCUGGGAGGGCGAGAGUGUGUGUGCCAGCCAUGUGUGUGUCGGCGGUGGUGGCUUCCGAGCGCCUCUCUCCCGCCGGCUCAAGUCGCCCUGGCAGUGCCAAACCCCAGCUUCCAAUUGGCACCGAGACUCAGCCUCAGCCUCAGCCCAGGGUGGCCACAUCCCGCCCCAGCGGCGCGGCCAAUCCCCACUCAGCCUCAUCCUCAGCCUCAGCCUCAGCCUCGGCACGCCAGCGGCUCACGGACAGGGACGGGGUGUACCGGAGGGAGAGAGAGAGGAAGACGGACAUGGAGAGGGAGAGACGGAAGAGAGACAUGGAGCAGAGGAGGAACCGGGCCGCCAAGAUGAUACAAAGCGCCUGGAGAAGGCAUCGCACCAGAGCUCUGCUGAGGGAGGUCUUGUGCAGAAGGCACAGGCGUGUGGAGCCGCCUGAGGUGACCGCGCUCGUGGUCCAGCUGCUGUGGGAGCGGCCCGUGACUCACGGUCAAGCGCGCGCCAAAGCCAGGGCCAAGCCCCGAGCCCCGCCCACCAAGAGCACCGCCAAGAAGUCCACCGUCCUGCAGAAUAUCUAUGGGGGAUCACAAACCAGGAGGGGUGGAUUCAACAGAAUAACGACGCCAUUAAACAGCUCCAGUUACUCGCUCCUGCCGCUUAAAAACAGCAGCACAUUGAGCGGUAUGGAGUGUGUGCGUGUGGACUCCUCGCCGGCCAGGCAGUACUCGUACCACAUGAGACCCCUCAGCAAGGACGCACAGCGGCAGAGCCGGACCAAGAACUGAGCUGACCUGAGAACAGCGCAGCGCAGGGGCCCGCUCCCCCAGCCACCACAUCACACAGCCAAACCCAAAUCAAAACCACCCUUAAGCCAACACGGCCCCGCCUGAAGAGCUGCAGGUGUUGCCCUGUGCAAGACUCUCAUUUUGAAACAGCACGCGCGCACACACACACAGACGCACGGACAGACUCUCUUUUGUGUGUGUGCCACAUAGGAGGCUUGGCCGUCUCCCAGGUCUCUGGAAAGUGUUGUCGUCAUGACAACCUAAGGAGGCCAUGGGGUUAAAAAUACAGACAUGGCCCACCUUCCGUGUGCCUGACACACACACACACCUGACUAAACAGAGACCACUGGCAGGUGCACCUGAAGACAGUUCACUGCCUGAUGUAACCCCCCCCCCCGCCCCCAUCUCUCUCACCUGCAUGCCUGUCUCCCCUCUCUGCUGUGCAGACGUAUCUUGGUAAUGUCAUAGUUUGUUUCUCCUCCCUGGCAUGUUAUGACAAGUGUGACAUGCAGUCAUGUUAUUGGACCCACCAGAAUGAAAUGAGAAAUGAAAGGUGUAAAUGGACAUGUUGUUUGGGCUUGAGGGGAAUGGAUCAACUGGGCCUCAUGUGCAGCAAGGCCCUCCUUCCGCACAAUGUGAGCUAAGGGAUGUUCAGCUCAAUCCAUUGCACAUCUCCCCACACUCAUGUUCUGCAAUGUGUAGUCCAUCCCAAACUGACAAAGAAGCCUGAACAUGUCUUCAUUCAAAUAUACAAUGUUUUGUAGCAAAUGUUUUUUUGUUUUUUUCCAGUACCUACCAAAAAUGGAGGUGUGGAACAAUGCUGGAAAAAUGUAAAAAUGUGUCCAAAUAGUUCUUUGUAAAAAAAAUACAAAAUAAAAUAAAAUGGUCUAAUUCUAA
Messenger RNA from Sardina pilchardus (European sardine), 4083 nucleotides. It is a transcript of the gene invs, whose product is annotated as inversin. The record is from RefSeq and is a predicted model, not a curated record. Lineage: Eukaryota; Metazoa; Chordata; Actinopteri; Clupeiformes; Clupeidae. Gene Ontology annotation, biological process: protein localization to ciliary inversin compartment. Gene Ontology annotation, molecular function: protein binding. The transcript is spliced from 18 exons. The coding region runs from base 394 to 3186 and encodes 930 amino acids. Gene Ontology annotation, cellular component: cytoplasm; ciliary inversin compartment; nucleus.